Messenger RNA from Toxorhynchites rutilus septentrionalis, 8972 nucleotides. RefSeq lists its product as uncharacterized. Lineage: Eukaryota; Metazoa; Arthropoda; Insecta; Diptera; Culicidae. Gene Ontology annotation, molecular function: laminin binding; calcium ion binding. Gene Ontology annotation, biological process: axon guidance; nerve development; morphogenesis of an epithelium. Bases 1702 to 6456 code for a protein of 1584 amino acids. Gene Ontology annotation, cellular component: dystrophin-associated glycoprotein complex; sarcolemma; dystroglycan complex. The transcript is spliced from 17 exons. The record is from RefSeq and is a predicted model, not a curated record.
CCAGCGGUUGGAACGCUUCGGUUGAGUGUGAGUUCGCUGUGGGUAACAAACGGAAGAUUGCGGCGAUGUGGAACUUCUUCAUCCAGGUCUAGAGAGUGUGAGUGUUGUUUCGGUAGCCCGCUGGGACCGGUUGUGCAUUGUGUGCGCUGUGUGGAGGAAUAGUGCGAUACGGCCUGGAUUGCUUCAAUUCGAGCCUCUAUCGAGACCCGCGUUUAGGGAAGACCUCCGCCACCUGCACUCCCCGUCGUGUGUGGAAGGCUUUCACUCGUGUCCGGUUUGUGCAUUUUUUUUGUGUUCCGUCUGCGAAUGUGUAGGUGUGUGUGCAUGUUUUUGUUGUGAAGGGGACCAAGAUUUCGCGGAAACAGGAAUCCUUCCCUGCGUUCUCUGUUUACAUCCCGCUGUUUGAUUGUGGGAUUCUGUUGUGGAAGAAGAAGGAGGAGAAGGAGAUACGCUUGAUUCUCGAUCAAUGAUGCGAAAGUGUUAGUGGUGGUUAUAGAAAAGUAGGAAGAAAUUCGGAUGAAUUAGAAACGCCGCAAGGUGAUAACUGUGAGGAAGAGUGUGUUUCGAGGAAAUAGAUGAAAAAACCCCAAUGUGAUUCGUGUUGAAAUUUUUGCAUUACUCGUGCUACAUAACUUUGCGCGGUGAAGUAAGGAGAACAUGUGCUAAAAUAAACAUUAAUUCACCCGGUGAAGCAACCGUUACGUAGGAAAACGGUGCAGCUUGAAUUAUUUAACCUUCGUAAUUGGAGCCAUACUUUUGUACGGCAGCUGCCCACACUUUGGAUUAUCUUUCGACGUUCGAUCUGGACAUUAUCCGCUGGAUUACACAUCCCAGCUCGACGAUCUCUCGACCAGCUCUCGAAUCGACGGUUGGCUGCUGCAAAACAGAAAUACAUCGACGGAAGAAGCAAUCGAAACGCAAAAGGUAAAUUAUUUGUUUGAUGCUUACGACAACAACACAUGAAACUGGGAGUGGCCAUUGGCGAGCUGGUACAGUUACAGGGCAUGCUGGAAGCUUAGAGUGUGCAACUUAAUCAUUAAACGCUACGGUGUCAGAGCAAUUAGGUUCCCAGGGAUAUCGCAUCAAUCACCAGAAGCCUGUGGUCACCAAACACUUCUUGCUCGCGACCGGCAGCAUCCACUGAUGAAGCGCUUUGUAAGAUGCACCCAGCGGUCAAAAGCGGCAGCUAAAGCGAUCAACAAGCGCAAAUAAAAAAAAAUCUCACCAAAGAACUGAGCCGCGUCGUUAGAAAAUCUUUUGUCGUAUCUCAACUGAUCACAUUGGAGUAACCAUCCAACGGCAAAGGGCGCAACAAGCGGAGCGGGCGGAAUGGUACAACAUAUCAGCUGUAUGUGUGGUGUUUUACAACGAAACGACUGACCUCCCAAAUUACAACAUACAAAUAUUGAAUCAUGAUACAUUGUGACACAGCGGUUGCGCCGAUUUCAGUGUGAAGUGAAGUGUGCAUCAACCAAUCCCCUUGCUAGCAAAUAUUUAGCGGCUUAGCCGAGUGCGAAUUCACUUAUGAGUGCAUUUAUUGAGAGUGCAAGUGAUAACACAGUGAACCAAUUUUUGUAGGCACCUCCCUAUAAUUGUACGGGGUGAUUUUUUUUUUGUAGUUUGAUAUUCAGGCGAGAAUUGGCGUGUGGAAUUGAAAAAGAAUAUAGUGAGUAGUGAGUGCAAAGCAAUCAAUUAGCAACGAUGAAUUUACGACAUCAGGAAACGUUUUUUAUCGUACUUUGGAUAAGUGCCAUCAGUAUUAUCUUCGGCCAGCAGGACUUCCAGUUCGCCAGCGAACGAGAAGAAGAAGUGCAGCCGAUGCUAGCAGAACCACUGGACACGCUUAGUAAAGCACAGCCCAUCAAAUCGAUUUACUCGAAGGAAAAAGCCCAAUGUCCCGCCUCGCAGAGCAGGAUUAUGCUGUCGCUGGUGCUCCGCUCGCACAGCUGGGAUGACAUCGUCGAAAAGAAGCGCCAGAAAGCCAUCAACAAGCUGUCCAAGUUCUUCCUGAUACCGAAGGAAAACUUCGUCAUCGACGAUGUCAACCGGGUGGGGAUGCACGAGAUGUCGGCAAAUGCGAUGCGCCGGGGACGGAAUAAUUUGGUCAACGCCAAGCGGAAGCUGGGCCGGAUUGGAUUUCUGAUUGGUUGUGGAAAAACGAUUUUUCCAACCGAAAAAUUGAUUGCCAAUAACAUUGCGCAGCAAAUGAAGGAGAAAGCUCUGGAUGACAUUUCCGGGCUAGAUUUCGGCUGGUGGUCAAUAUGGACCAAACCCGAGGAAAGUGCGCAUCCCAGAAGGGUGAAGCGGCAGCAGAAUAAUAACGAUCCGGAUGACUAUGACAACGAAGACGAUGAUUAUGACUAUAAUUACGAUGAUGAGGACGAAGCCGAACCUACUGAAGUCCCCCAACAUGCCCACCGACAUCAUCAUGGCGACAGCUCGGUGUCGCACCCGAGCGAAAACAUUACUCCCACUAACAGUGAAAACCCUAGCAGCAAUAAACACAGUACUAACAGCGCCAAAUCGGGGACCGCCGUGGGUGGCAAAGCACGGAAGCACCACGGGGAGGAGGUGGUGGUGAUGGGAUCGCAUGUGAACGAUAGGGACAAUCUGAUAGUGCCUGCUGGGGUGCUGGAUAGAGUAACCAUCGCCAAAAAGAGGAACAACGACGGCGCGAAGGUUGAACUGACUCAGACCGAAUCAAACGACCAGCUCGAUGUCACCCAGGCGGACAUCCGGGAAAGUGUUUCCCAGCUGGAGUCAACCAUAACCAAGACAAUCGAGAACAAUGAGCAGUUGAAAAAGGAGGAGGAAAGCCUGCUGGCAAAGAAGGUCUACAAACACAAAAACAUCGACAUCGAGCGAAUCGUGGAGACGGAACUAAUGAUGCCGGAUAUUGAAGGACUGAAAGGACGGGAUGUGUUCCGGGAUGAUUACAUGGUGGACGAUGUGGUGAUUGCAACGCCUACAACACGACCAAUUUCGACAACGACAAAAAUAUCGCCUGGCAGUACCACCAAUGCACCAACGAGUAAGAAGACCCCUGGAACGAUGAUGCCUCCAAUGGGUGAUAUGUUGACCAGUCCUAUUCCACUGUCGACGAGAAAAAGCAUCCCAAUGACGUCGACCACUCUCGCAACACCUGCGAUGACCGAUCGUGAAAACACCAUCACGGACCCUAGGAGCAGCACCACUCCUAGCAAACAACUCCAGCGCACCACCGAUGGGAAUUCCCCGCCCACAUCAAUCACUACCACUGAAUUCGCGACAUCCCCGACGACACUAGCGCGGACGAUAUUUACAACGGAAAGCGUCUCCUCGACUAUACCCAAAACCAGCACCACCCACCGAGCAACAGUCCGCAAUAGCCACGGUUCCCCCAAAGUGGUCACAACAAACACCCCCGUAACCGUAACAUCAUCAUCAUCAUCAUCUCCAGCACUAACUACUUCCGCUGUCGUGAGGGAAGAGGAGCACAUAAUCAUCUCCACCGCCGCCACUAACACGCGCUCCACUAAUAACAAUAAGCUUCUCAACUAUGUUGCUGCCCCUCCAUCCGACGAGAUGAAGACGACCGACCAGGAGGAGGACUUACCAUCGCCGACGGCAGCAUCGAGUUCCGCUACAGCUCCGUCUAUCAUAUCGAUAUCAUCCACCUCGGCUGCGACCUUCUCAACUGACAAUAGUCAUGCUACUGCUACGAGUGUUGGAAGCAUUGUCGCCACUACAACUUCCGUCAAUCAUGCCAUUCUGUCCGGUGAGGAAGAGGAAGACGAAGAGGAUGAAGAUGAGUACGAGGAUACGGUCAUAAUUACAGAACUGCCCAACUCGGUGGCACCGACCGUUGCAUUGACCACAACAGGGCUGCCAACAACGAUAACGACAUCUAGCCCACUGCCGAUGGAGAUCGAACCUGCUAGCACCACGAUCGCGGUCGUCGCUUCUAGUACCACUACGACCGAGGUGCCAUCACCAACACCACCACCAUCACAAGCAACAACCGCAACACCGCUUGAGCUCGAUACAGCGCCGCGUACGGUAUUGGUUGAAGCUACCACUACUAGUACUGCUGCUACGAAUAGCAACACUGCUACUACUACCACUACUACCAUUGCUACUUCUACUACUACUUCUGCUAUAGAACCAAAGAUCACAACGGAACCAACUGUGAACAGUGCCAGCAAGGGUUCUUCAGCGGAUGAGAAGGCCGAACCCAAAGAGGACACCUACGAGGAAAACUAUGACGAUGAGUACGAUGACGAGUUGGAGGAGGAACCGACGACCACCGCCCCGACGGGAAGACAAUCCGGAAGCAUUGUACCAGUGGUAGCCACUACAGAGUCCACAACGCCAGAGCCUACAACUACACCGGAACCAACCACCAUUUCAACUACAACGAUCACGAUCACAACGCCCACGACAACCCCUACAACCACCCCAUCCACAACGACAACCACAACAACAACCACAACGACCACAACAACGACAACUCAAGCUCCUACGACUACCAGCACCAGCACCACCACCACCACAACCACCCAACCGACCACAACCGAACUCGACGAACCGACCAACCUGUUCCCUAUCAUUAAGAACCGCAUCCCCAAACAGGCAAUCAUUGCCGGGAAGGUAUUCAGCCUGCUCGUACCGCUGGAAACCUUCCACGACACCGAGGAUGGUAACAACCUCCGCCUGGAACUGUUCGACGGUCAUGGUUUCCCGCUGAAGAACAACUCCUGGAUGCAGUUCAACGUGGAAACGCGGGAAAUCUACGGUCUCCCGCUGGAGAAGGACGUUUCCAAGUGGCACUACAUUCUGCAGGCCACCGAUUCGGGUGAAAAUUCAGUGAACGAAACGGUAGAUGUUUCCGUUCAGCAGCACAAAUCCCAUCGCAGUGUUAAUCAUGAAAUCAGCCUUGCGCUGCGAUUGCAGCGUAAGUUCACUCGUAACGUCGACUGGCAGAUCGAGGUGAUUCGUGGCAUUGCCAAAGUGCUGGGCGAUGCUUCUCUAACCAAUGUGGUCGUACGGGAAGUCCGUAACAGCAUCCAGGACCCAAAUUUGGCCACCUUCGUUUAUACCAAUGAAACGUUGCCGAAGGAUCGUUGCCCGGAAGAUAAACUCGAUGAAUUAGUCGCUCAGCUGACGGAGAAAGCUCUGAAUGAUGCCCUCAAUCCGGACAUCAUGGUCAAAUCGGUCCAAGGUCAACAGAUUGGACAGUGCUUGAAGCCUACAAUUCCCAGGGUUAAACCAACGCAGAGUAUCGCCACGAAGAAUUUCGCCCCGACCACGAGAAAUCAGGUCGAUCGAGUAAACGCCACCGUUGGUCAUCUGCUGGUCUACAAGGUUCCAGCGGAUACUUUCUACGAUCCCGAAGACGGAAACGAUCUCAAGCUGAAACUGCUGACAACCGAACGAAACCCGCUGGAUCAAUACCACUGGUUGCAGUUUGACUCGAAGAACCACGAGUUCUUUGGUAUCCCCCGAAGCCACGAUAUCGGCCAGAGAGAGUACCUGCUGAUGGCCGAAGAUCGUGAGGGCUUAACAGCGACCGAUGCGCUAGUAGUGGUUGUCCACCAGUCACACUACAAACGCGACUACAGCGUUCUGUUCGAGCUGACUCUGGACACCACGCACGAACAGUUCAACAUCGCGUCAGCCCAGAGGCGAUUCAUCGAACGACUCGCUCAGGUGUUUGGUGAUUCCAACACCAACUUCAUCCAGAUUCGAAACAUUCGCACAAUCCAUCACACCGGUCAGGUGCAGGUAACGUUCUUCAACACAACCCUCUACCGGCAGCAUCAGCGCUGCCCCAACGAGGAAAUCGAAGCGCUACGAAACAUUCUCCUGUACCCGGAUGGAACGAUCCGUGCCAAGGUGCGGGAGAUUCUGGGCCAGGAGUUCAGCCUGCAGAACGUAAGUUUGAUCCCGGUGGGAACCUGCCAGGACUACGACACACCAAUCCACGUGACGAACGAACCCGAGAAGGCGCUUCCACCCCCGAUCGCCAAGGACGACUAUCUGCUCACCUUCGUCCUGCCGGCGGUGAUAAUCCUCACGAUGCUGCUGAUUGCAUCGAUAAUCGCGUGCGUUCUCUACCGGCGGCGGCUCACCGGCAAAAUGGAACUUGAAUAUAUCAAUUUCCAACCUAUCACGUCCCAAUCCCACCAAGGUACCGACGAGGAGCGCAAGUCGUUCCGCUCCAAGGGCAUCCCGGUGAUAUUCCAGGACGAGCUGGACGAGAAGCCCGAAAUCGGCAACAAGUCGCCGGUCAUCCUGAAGGACGAGAAGCCACCGCUGCUACCGCCGUCCUACAGCAGCACCAACAAUGACGGCGAGAACGAGGACCUAGAUGAGUACGUUCCCCCGCCGGCAGUGGUCGUUGGCGGCCGCGAAUCCCGGGGCAAAUCGCCCGUGACCCCAUCCUACCGGAGGCCACCGCCGUACGUGUCUCCUUAGAAGCAAGCCCAUCGUAGUGCCGGCCCCAGAAGCAAUCAUCGCAGCAGCUAGACUACGAUAACGGUCGGGGGCGGCGGCGGUGGUGGCAGCAUGGCACUACGAAGCAGAAUGCGGCUUGAGCUUGAACUUUUUACUAAAUCACACUGAAUUAGACGCGUGCACGGAAGUGGAAGGAUACUACUGGCCUUCGAUUUGGAUACAGAUUGGAAGGGGAUCGUGGAAACUGAGAAGAAGGUAUGUGUUCGGUAUACAGGAAGAGUCCUCUAAGAGUUUCAGGGGAUUAUAGUUUUUUGUACCGCCAGCGGGGAAGGAGGGCAAAAAUCAUAUUUUUGUAGAGAGAAAAAAAAGUCAGGUCAGAGAAGGAGAUCAUUGUAAGGAAAGCAAGUUAUAGUCAUCCUACACUAAGAUAAGGAGUUAAUCAAUAUUGAAUUAUACAUAGCGGCAAGAAAAAACGGAAGUUGGCUUAGCUAGUAAGGUGUGUAUUUUACCAAACGCAUUGUGACCCCAAGAUUAUUUUUUUUCAUUUGUUCUAAAAAUAACAAGCUGAACAAUCUUUUGAUAUCGAGAGUUAGAAAAGACUUUCCUUUUCUACCCCCCGUUUUUCGAACCUCAAAUUUUACGGUUCCGAACGAGGGAUGCGCACAAUCAAAUUUUAUAGUUUUUCCUUUAUAUCUCUAACACAAACAUGCAGCAAAUUGAGCCCGAACAGUAUAAGAGCUUAAAAUGAUAGAAGAAUAUUUUUAGUUUCUCUAAAAAAUACAAAUCACUCGACUAGUAAAUGGAUAUUAAUCACGUGUAAACGCGCAUUAAAUUGGAUUUUUCUCGUGAAUAUUUAGGCUAAAUUUACUCGAAUUAGAAAUGCCGAUAGGAUGUGUUAACAAGGAAGCGAUAAUUUAUAAACUUGUAAUUUUAUAAAUUGCAAGCAUUAAUAGUGGAUAAAAUUUAGAGGCACAAGCAAGCAAAAGCAAAGAAUUGAAAAUAAAAAAAGCGAUGAAUUGGAACACUAUCAAUCUAUGGGCCAAGUUAGACAAAUCGAAACUCUCGAUUCUAUCGUAAGAAGAAAAAAUAACUUUUCUACCAAUUAUUGAAUUCGGCAGCUUUCCUAAACAUUGCUACAAUCGAUGAACCACUCAUUUUAUAUCUGCCAUAAUCAAUGGAUUUUGUCUGUGUGAUUCAUUUAUCACUUUAUUUUUAAUAAACGAUAAUGAAAGGUACACACAACCAAAAAAGUAAAAUAGUUUUGAAGAGUUAUCGAACACGGACAAACAACUGCCAUAUUAUGAGAUAGAAAGAGUAGUGACAAGUGAACGUGUUUUUUUUUAUAUUUCAAAGCUGCAUUUUUGUCCAUCCUUCCAUCCAGCCAACUGGAAGAAGAAGUAUAUAUUGUACAACAGAUGCGAAAGAAAGGUCCCUAGGACUACGACUCUUCGUCCAUACAACGCAAAAAAAACGAGGAUUUGAUACAAUCACAAAAAAAACAACGAUUUCCACUUAAGAGAGGAGCAGACCGAAAAUAAAACAUUCAAAAGAACCAUUCGUAUUUGGAAAUGUGUGAGCAAAGAUGAAUAUCAAAGAUUAUCUAUCACUCGACAAUUAUUGUUUUACCGUUUGUAAAUUAUUUCUAUUGAGAGAAAAAAAGGGCAAUUCGCUAAGUUUAAUUGGACUUAUUUAAGUGUAGCGUAUACAUAUUUUAAAUCAUAAUGGGAAACAGUACUAGAAAGAGAAAAAUGGCGAAAAUCGUAAUCUGCAUUACUAGGCGAUAGUUGUGUAAGAUAGACUUUGUAAGCGACCAAUUAUUACGACGAGAAACUCUUUCAUCAUUUAUUUAAACGAGAGAAAAUCUAAAACAACACACGCAAACGCAAAUAUUGUACAGAAUUUUUAAUCCGUAGAAGCAUAAAGCUAAACUUAAACAAAAAUGCAACGUACUUUAAGUAUACCGCGAUAAUCGAAUUCAACCCCGCACUAACUAAUCGAAGAUUCUCUCCCAACCAAUUCUCCUACGCAAGCAAAGUAGAAACUUUGUUGGACGAGAAUUGAAACUCUUUCUCCCUCGGACCAUCGCAUCACCCAUGAAAAUGAUGAUGAUGAUGAUGUAAAACAAACAAAUGUGGACUGAAAUGCACAAUAGCCGGACAAAUAAAAAACCUGAUCAGUUCUUUUUACCACUUUAAAACAGUAUAAAUAUACUCAAGCACUGAUAGAAACAAUUACACAAACGCACCGAAAUGGAAACAAACAUAAAACAAAUGUGUCUCUUGAGGCAAAAAAAAACAAGAGGGAACUAGUAGUAGCAGGCAAGAGUCCUACGAAUUAUUGUGUAUGAUAAAUAAAUCCAGUAGAACCCCAAAUAACGCAAGAAUAAGUAAGAACAGAACACAAAACUCAAAUCAGAAUCAGAGAUGUAACAGGAAGAACUAUGCACAGACGGGCUGCUGAAGCGGUUGCUGAAAUCAAAUAAGCAUGAAAAAAGAUAACCAAAUUGUACAUUUUUAAUAAAAAAGUAUAAAAAAAGA